GUUGAAAGUGCUGGAUUAAGAGUUGAAUUGUGAACCUGUUUGCCGUACAUAUCAUCUCUCGUCACUCUUUCUAUUAUUCUCAGCAGAAGAAGAAAGCACCUGGUAAAAUGGAGAGAAAUAUCAUUAGAGAAGGAGAGGUUGCCUGGACCCAGGAUGGCCAUACUAAAAAAGAUGGGAUGAUGAAAAAAAGAGAACAAUGGGGAAACAAAUUGGAGUUUGUCCUCUCUGUGGCAGGAGGAAUUAUUGGACUUGGAAAUAUUUGGCGAUUCCCUUAUCUUUGUUACAAGAAUGGAGGAGGUGCAUUCUUGGUUCCGUAUAUUAUAUUCCUCUUUACUUGUGGAAUCCCAGUGUUUGUCCUGGAAGUUGUGCUUGGACAGUACACCAGUCAGAGUGGAAUCAUGUCUUGGAGGAUGGUCUGUCCCCUUUUUGAGGGUAUCGGUUAUGGCACACAGAUCAUUCUUUCGUACCUAGCAGUGUAUUACAUUCUCAUUCUGGCCUGGGCUCUCUUCUACCUCUUCAACUGUUUCAGUGCUGAGCUGCCGUGGGGCAGCUGUAGUCAUGAGUGGAACACAGCUGACUGUGUGGAAUUUACAAAGAACUCUUCAGCCAACAACUGGACAAGGACAACAAAUGGAACCUCUCCAGUUAUUGAGUUUUGGGAGAAUCAUGUCCUGAAGUUGUCUGAUGGGAUUGACAAUUUAGGCGCAGUGCAGUGGAAGCUGGCCCUUUGUCUUCUUCUGGCCUGGAUUAUCUGUUUUUUUUGUAUCUGGAAAGGAGUAAAGUCCACCGGCAAGGUUGUUUAUUUCACUGCUACCUUCCCGUAUGUAAUGCUGAUCAUCCUUCUGAUCAGAGGCAUGACCCUACCUGGUGCUGCCGAGGGAAUCAAGUUCUACAUGUAUCCUGACUUGUCCAGGCUAGCCGAUCCUCAGGUGUGGAUGGAUGCUGGUACUCAGAUUUUUUUCUCCUAUGCCGUAUGUCUGGGUGCUCUUACGUCCCUGGGAAGCUACAAUAAGUACCACAAUAACUGCUACAGUGACUGUUUGAUGCUGAGUGCUUUGAACAGCGGAACAAGUGUAGUAUCUGGUAUUGCUGUCUUUUCCGUCCUGGGAUUCAUGUCAUAUGAACAGGGUGUACCCAUCUCUGAUGUGGCAGAGUCUGGUCCUGGUCUUAUCUUUAUCGCAUACCCCAAAGCAAUUACCAUGAUGCCUUUCUCCCAACUCUGGGCCUUUUUAUUCUUCCUGAUGAUCAUCUUCCUGGGUCUGGAUAGUCAGUUUAUAGGUGUUGAGUGCCUGGCAACAACGAUUAUGGACUUAUUUCCAACAAAAUUCCGAGGAACAAAUCAUCGAGCGCUUUUUAUCCUGGCGAUCUCAAUGGUCUCAUUUUCCCUUGGACUGUUGUUGGUGACAGAGGGUGGGAUGUAUAUCUUACAGCUGAUCGAUUACUAUGCAGUCAGUGGAACAUGUCUGCUAUUCCUGUCAACCUUUGAAGUUUUAUGCAUUGGCUGGGUGUAUGGUGCUGAUCGAUUCUAUGACAAUAUUGAAGAUAUGAUUGGGUACAGACCCUGGCCCUUCAUGAAGUGGUGUUGGUGUUUCAUCACUCCUGGAGUUUGUCUUAGUACUUUCAUUUUCUCAUUGAUUGAAUACAAACCUCUCAAAUACAAUAAAACCUACAUGUAUCCGAUGUGGGCUUAUGUCCUCGGUUGGUUACUUGCACUCUCCUCCAUGCUGUGCUUCCCAUUGUGCGUGCUCUUCAAGUUCUACACAACCAAAGGGUCCUUCAAGCAGCGUAUAUUUCAGCUAACCCAGCCAUCUGAUGACUUGAAGCAGUUUGGGAAAUGCAAGAAAGAAUCACUGCUAUGUUCCACUUCAGACACUAGUUUCAGAUGUCCUGCACCAGGCACCAAGAGUUCCUACAUUGUGCCCACAGACAAGGAAACAGAAACAGUUGUGUGAUAGUUGAGAAAAGGAAAAAGAACCCUUUGCAACUGAAUGCCGGAUAAACUGGUGUCCAUAAUUUCAUGAGCUUUGCUUGCAGAUGUUCAUAUCGUCCAAAACUGGGCCUCAACCAAUCUCUUAUGAUGAAGUGACAAAAUGCUUUCUAUUUUCUUGUUAAUUUUCCCCCCAAAAUUGUGGUGGGCAAGUAUUAAAACAAAAAUUUAAGUAUA
Molecule: messenger RNA, 2164 nt
Organism: Callorhinchus milii (elephant shark)
Lineage: Eukaryota; Metazoa; Chordata; Chondrichthyes; Chimaeriformes; Callorhinchidae
Product: sodium- and chloride-dependent GABA transporter 2
Exons: 14
Coding region: 108-1952 (614 amino acids)
Biological process (GO): sodium ion transmembrane transport
Cellular component (GO): membrane
Source: RefSeq, a predicted model, not a curated record